This is a messenger RNA of Panicum virgatum (switchgrass), 2574 nucleotides long. Its product is annotated as calcium and calcium/calmodulin-dependent serine/threonine-protein kinase. The transcript has 7 exons. The coding region runs from base 775 to 2319 and encodes 514 amino acids. The record is from RefSeq and is a predicted model, not a curated record. Gene Ontology annotation, cellular component: nucleus; cytoplasm. Lineage: Eukaryota; Viridiplantae; Streptophyta; Magnoliopsida; Poales; Poaceae. Gene Ontology annotation, biological process: peptidyl-serine phosphorylation; intracellular signal transduction; protein autophosphorylation. Gene Ontology annotation, molecular function: calmodulin binding; calcium/calmodulin-dependent protein kinase activity; calcium-dependent protein serine/threonine kinase activity.
GGAUUGCAGUGCAGGCCGGGCCACUCCAUGGACGGGGGCGACUCAACGGCGGCGGCGUUGAGCGGCGGCUGCCGCUCGAGCUCGGCGAAUGCGGAACUCUGUAGAGCGGCGCGUGCGACAGGUACGACCGCACCCCUCGUCGGUCUCGUCGCUCUGCGCCCGCCGGUGCUACGGCCUGAUCUGCCCAUCGAAACGCACCCCUCUCCCCUCGUCGGCGUCGGCUUUAGAUCGAUCACUAGCAUAAGACAGCCUCAUGUGCCUAUCCCAAUCCUUGAGCAAUUGACUCAGUCUUUCUUAUGCACAUGAUUGGCUCAGUGUUAAACUUAAUUAGCCUCACCGAGUGAAGACCAAUUCAAGGCCGCCCUUGAGCCGUAGCAACCAAACCACCCAUUUGUUUAAUUCUUGUCAUCUUGCCAUCAGCACAUAAACAAAACCCUCUAUGGGUUUAUUCCAUUGUGUUGGUUGUUCCACAUGUCACUUUCCUCUAUAUUUACAAUAUGCCCUCUACUCCCUCAUUUUGUUCCUACGCCCCUUUCUACUACCAACUGCUACACCCAGUUCCUGUCCUGCUCUUUCUCAAUCUUUCUCCUUGUUAUGGUCUAUUUGCUGUUCAUCCAGCGCUUGCCACUCUAAUUUCCUCUUGUCCAAAGCAAAAAGGUUGUUGCUUUGCUGGCGUACUACUAGUUUUCCAUUUUCUGUGGCCUCUCAUCAGUCAGCAAUUCAGCACCUGAUACUGCUAGUAUUCAGCUCCUUGCAUAAACUUGCUGCGGGGAAAUGUCCAAGACUGAGAGCAGAAAGCUGUCCGAUGACUAUGAAGUUGCUGAUGUCCUUGGCCGAGGAGGGUUCUCGAUUGUGAGGAAGGGUGUGAGCAAGUCGGGAGGGAAGACCCAGGUUGCCAUAAAGACCUUGCGCAGGCUUGGCCCGGCCAUGAUGGGGGCCUCACAGCAAGGGUCAAAGAGUAGCCUUCCAAUGUGGAAGCAGGUAUCCAUCUCCGAUGCUCUGCUCACCAACGAGAUUCUCGUUAUGAGGAGGAUAGUGGAGAGCGUCGCGCCACAUCCCAACGUCAUCGGCCUGCAUGACGUGUAUGAGGACGCGCAUGGCGUGCACCUGAUCCUCGAGCUCUGCUCUGGUGGUGAGCUGUUUGAUAGGAUCGUUGGUCGCGCCCGGUACUCGGAGUUUGAUGCCGCCGCUGUCGUUCGCCAGAUUGCUAGGGGGCUGGAGGCUCUUCAUAAGGCAAACAUCAUACACAGGGACUUGAAGCCAGAGAACUGCUUGUUCUCUGAAAAGAAUGAAGAUUCCACGCUGAAGAUCAUGGAUUUUGGUUUGAGUUCUGUUGAAGAUUUUAGUGACCCGAUUGUGACUCUGUUUGGGUCUAUAGAUUAUGUUUCACCAGAAGCGCUCUCAAGGCAGGAUGUUUCGGCUGCAAGUGAUAUGUGGUCUGUUGGGGUCAUUUUGUAUAUCCUUUUAUCUGGAUGCCCACCAUUUCAUGCUGCAACCAAUCGAGAAAAGCAGCAAAGGAUCCUGCAAGGCGAAUUCAGUUUUCAGGAUCAUACAUGGAAAACUAUAUCUUCAUCAGCUAAAGAUCUGAUUUCCAGUCUUCUUUCUGUUGAACCUUACAAGAGGCCAACAGCAAGUGAUCUUCUGCGGCACCCUUGGGUGAUAGGAGACUGCGCAAAGCAAGAUCUCAUGGAUGCAGAGGUCGUCUCAAAACUGCAGAAGUUCAAUGCUAGAAGGAAAUUGCGGGCAGCAGCCAUUGCCAGUGUCCUUAGCAGCAAGGUGGCAUUGAGGACAAAAAGGCUGAGGAACCUUUUAGGAACCCAUGACCUUAGCUCAGAAGAGCUAGACAAUCUGCGGGUUAAUUUUGCACGAAUAUGCGCUGACGGAGAGAACGCCACACUGGCAGAGUUUGAGCAGGUUCUAAAGGCGAUGAAAAUGGACCCUCUGAUCCCUCUAGCCCCACGCGUGUUUGACCUGUUUGACAACAACCGUGAUGGCACAGUCGACAUGAGGGAGAUCCUUUGUGGACUAUCUAGCCUGAGGAACUCUCGCGGCGGCGACGCACUCCAGCUCUGCUUCCAGAUGUAUGAUGCCGACCGGUCAGGCUGCAUCAGCAAGGAAGAGCUGGCGGCGAUGCUGAGAGCGCUGCCAGAGGAGUGCCUCCCCACUGACAUCACGGAGCCUGGGAAGCUGGAUGAGAUAUUCGACGAGAUGGAUGCCAAUGGUGAUGGCAAGGUGACCUUGGAUGAGUUCAAGGCCGCGAUGCAGAAGGACAGCUCCCUCCAGGACGUUGUCCUCUCCUCCCUACGGCCGGGGCAGUAGAGCGACACUGUAAUCUGUCAUUAGCCAGCCUCCUGCUGAGAACGUGCUUUUACUUCUUUCUUCGUCUUUUUCGAUUGUAUCAGGUCAAGUAGUUUUGAUGAAAAGGGGAGGGAGGGAGUAAUAGAUUGAGAUAAACUACUAUCAAUGAACAGAACAGAGAUGAUGCAAAACGUCUUGCUACUUCUUUUUUACAUGUUUGCCAUAAAGGCGCAUGCGGAAUGCAUCAUCAGAACAAUGCUUUGGUUUGGGUAGGCA